This is a messenger RNA of Echinostoma caproni, 1455 nucleotides long. The record is from the annotation of a GenBank genome assembly. Lineage: Eukaryota; Metazoa; Platyhelminthes; Trematoda; Plagiorchiida; Echinostomatidae.
AUGUUAUUACGGAGAUCCUUACUAGGUACUUNUAAAUCCGCCUUUAACCGGAAUUUGAAGUUAUGCGUAGCGCGUUUCUUUGGAAUCCUUUUCGCCUUCAUUCAAACUGCUCGACAAAUGGAUUCAAUCAUGGUUAAAAUGAUUGAGAACUACAAUCGACAUGAAAUUCCAAGAAAACAGCCGGACAACAUGACAAAUUUGGACGUUCCUCCGCUGCUGGUGGAUGUGAACAUGUAUGUUUACAGUUUCAGUUCCAUCAGUGUGGUUGAUAUGGAUUACACCAUUGAUUUCCUUCUUCGACAACGAUGGCAAGAUGAUCGGUUGAAAUUUUUAGUUCCAACAGAUGGGAAACGGAAACCCAUUUCCUAUUUGAAAGAUCAUUUAUGGAUACCCGAUUUGUUUUUCCGUAAUGCAAAAAAUGGUUUCUUGCACACCAUUACGAAACCCAACUACUUGAUAUGGCUAGACUCUCAAGGAGUGAUUACUUUCAGUCAGAAGUUGUCUCUCAAAGUGUCUUGUCACAUGACUUUGGAAAAGUUUCCCAUGGACACGCAAUCUUGCAAGGUUAAUAUUGGUAGUUACGGCUAUGUAUACCGUUCAAUCGAUGGACUGCCUACCAACGUGUCUGCUCGAAAAGCGAUCGAAAUCCGACCGGAUUUGGAAAUCAAUGAAUUUACUUUGAUCUCAUACGACGCCUACUAUUGUGCGAUGCAGUAUUCUUCCACUGGACAAUUUUCUUGUCUAGAAGUCAAAUUUGAUUUACAAAGACGAUUUGGUUUUUACUUGAUCUAUGCAUAUUUGCCCUCAAUGCUGAUCGUUGUGAUUGCAUGGGUCUCGUUCCUGUUAGACUCAUCUGCUGUUCCGGCCCGCGUAUCGAUUGGAUUGCUCUGUGUCCUCGCUCUGAUCACCCAGAGUGCAGCAAUUCUAACCCAACUUCCCCGGGUGUCAUAUGUGAAAGCAAUUGACAUUUGGGUUUUUAUUUGUUUGGCAUUUGUGGUUAGUUCACUACUCGAAUUUGCUGCUGCCAAUACAAUUUCACGUCGACAAGCACGACAAAGGGUAAAGGUGCAUGGGGUUUCUCAGGGUUUACAAAUUGUCACCACCUUGUCUGCCCUAAGCGCGUUAGUGAAGACCAACGACGAGGCCAACGGAAAACGCAAAUCUAAUUUGGAAGCGCUGUCGGCUGAAAACAACGAAGAAACGCAACCGCUGAAUCCUUUGAGGAAAGUGAGUCCCCAUUCGCCUGAGGAUGCGGCCCCCGAUACCCGACUGACACACAAGUUUCUCGAGCCGGAACAACGUGAGUGCUCGCCGGAAUGCCCGUGCAAUGGUUCGUGGAAAGUGCAAUGCCUGGAUUUGGCAUUUGCGAUUGGCUAUCCUAUUCUAUUUCUUAUGUUCAAUAUUGCAUACUGGACCUACUACGUUUAUUAUAAACGAAAAAACUGGCUUCUUUAA